AUGUGUGUGUAUAAGUCCAAUUUGAAUAACAGCAACCCUUCUUUUAUAUUCGAAAGAACCGUUCAGGAUGUAAACUCAAAUGACCUAUUUCUUCAACCCCCGGUGUCUGCUUCUAACACAGCUCAUAGUUCUAGAUCCAACAGUUUUUAUAACUUACAAACUGUUUCUCCGAUACCUAUCUCUAGUAGCAAGGUCAAAACUCCGUCGUUGAGGAAGAAUUCUAAUAAUGUCUCUUCUCCGCUAGAAAACAUUAUGCCAACCUCCAGGUCGGUGUCGAAUUCCACCACGAGCUCACUGGCACAUCAAGAGUACAUUUUGAACCCCCUUUCAGACAUGCAUCACCAUCAUAACCGCCGUCGUACCCUAGAAAACUCGGUUGCUCCCGCUUUAGACGCUAGUUGCUCACUAGUGAACGAUGAAAAUACAGACCUUAGCGAUGUCGAUAUGGUUUAUUCAAGAAGACCUUCCUCUACUGUUGGCUUGAAUAUGGCUCUAUUGGGCAGAACAAAUAGUGCUACCCUUCCCUCAUCGGAACCUUCGCCAGCGUCUCCGGACCUUAAACUUUCAAGAUCUUAUUCACAUUCUGCCGCAAGUCGUCCGACUUUAAAUAACAUUAACAACACUGGGAUGACCACUACAACAUCAAAUGGAGAACCCAACUCAAGAAUCUUAAGAUUCUACUCUUAUGUUGAUAUGCUCAACGAUGAAAAACUUACACAAACAAAUAGUACCCCAGUAUCUAGACCACCUAUGAAAUCUCAAGCAUGUUCAUGCCCUUUCCUACUUAAAAGGUCUCAACCACAACCAUACUCAUCAUCAUCAGCGACAACAACAUUUUCAAAUCCUUUCAUCAAGAGCACAGAAUUACCAUCUGGUUCGCCCUAUGUCUCCCCACAACAAACCGCCAGACGAUAUUCUAAUAAUAAUAUUAACACCUCUAAAUCGCCCAGAAACCGGUCAUCUUCAAUACUACUACAAAGACAAUCAAUUCUGUCAAACACAGAACCUGUCACAAAUAUAAGGAGGAAUCCCAGAUUUCAAAUAGAAUCAAGCGACAGUGAAGAAGAAGAUUUAUCGAUAGACAUGCUGGAACACUCCUUUCCCUUAACUUCGUCUUUGCGUUCGGGAGCAAACUUGGCAAGCAAUCCGGAGUUAGCAAAUCAGAUACCUUUAUCAUCAUCUUCUUCAUAUACAGCAAUAGCCAAGUCUAUGCCCUUAGCAACCGAUCCCUCAUAUGUGUCUUCUUCUAAUACGUUAACUUCUGACCAUGAAUUAAGAAUUGAAAAAGUUAGUGAAGUACUCAAGAAAAAAGUUUCAAAUAGUGGGUUUUCAACCGAUUUUACCAGUUGUGAUACAUAA
Messenger RNA from Saccharomyces mikatae IFO 1815, 1359 nucleotides. It is a transcript of the gene MLF3, whose product is annotated as Mlf3p. Bases 1 to 1359 code for a protein of 452 amino acids. The record is from RefSeq and is a predicted model, not a curated record. The transcript has a single exon. NCBI's taxonomy places the organism in Eukaryota, Fungi, Ascomycota, Saccharomycetes, Saccharomycetales, Saccharomycetaceae.